CACACCCUUUUUUCGUGGAGCUAAAGAAAACCAAUACGGUUGUCUUGUCUAUCAUCUUCUCUACCUUCAAACAUGGAGCAAUUUGACCCAAGUGCCCCUCCUCCAUUCAAGAUAGCUGACAUUAGAGCUGCCAUUCCUGCCCAUUGUUGGGUCAAGAAUCCAUGGAGGUCACUCAGUUAUGUCCUCAGGGACAUUUUGGUCAUUUCCUCAUUGGUUGCCAUUGCUGUUUGCUUCCACAGCAGUUCAUGGGUUUGGCCUGUUUAUUGGGCUGCACAGGGCACAAUGUUUUGGGCUAUCUUUGUUCUUGGUCAUGAUUGUGGCCAUGGAAGCUUUUCAGACAGCACUAAUCUUAAUAGCAUAGUGGGCCACAUCUUGCAUUCUUUGAUCCUUGUCCCCUACCAUGGGUGGAGAAUUAGUCAUCGAACUCAUCAUCAAAACCAUGGUCAUGUUGAAAAUGAUGAAUCAUGGGUUCCGCUGACGGAAAAGAAUUACAAGACUUUGGAUGCUCCUACAAAGCUACUCAGAUUCAAAGUCCCUUUUCCCUUGUUCGCAUAUCCUUUAUAUUUGUGGACAAGGAGUCCAGGGAAAUCAGGGUCACAUUUCAACCCGUAUAGUGAAUUGUUCGCUCCUAACGAAAGGCGGUAUAUCGCGACAUCUACUUUGUGUUGGACUCUCAUGGUCGCCAAUCUAAUAUAUUUAUCGACUAUCAUCGGUCCAGGCCUAUUAUUCAAGCUCUAUGGUGUUCCAUACUUUGUGUUCGUCAUGUGGUUGGAUUUUGUUACUUACUUACAUCACCAUGGGCAUGAGGACAAGCUUCCUUGGUAUCGCGGCAAGGAAUGGAGUUAUUUGAGGGGAGGGUUGACCACCGUUGACCGAGAUUACGGGAUGUUUAACAACAUCCAUCAUGAUAUCGGCACUCAUGUCAUCCACCAUCUUUUCCCACAAAUUCCGCACUAUCAUUUGAUCGAAGCGACCAUGGCGGCAAAGCAGGUGCUUGGGAAGUAUUAUCGAGAGCCAAAAAGAUCUGGUCCAAUACCGGUUCACUUGAUAGAUAACUUGGUUAAAAGCAUCAAACAAGACCAUUACGUUAGUGAUGUUGGGGACGUAGUUUACUACCAAACAGAUUAUCAAAUGAUUGGGAAGAAAGUGGAGUGAUUAACUAAACAAAAUAAGACAAAUUCAUUUGCUACACUAUCCUAUUAGUUAUUAUCGUGUAACAAGAAAAGUUUGUGGUAUAAUUUUAUUUAUUGAAAUUGUCACAUUUUAAUAUAAAAUCUAUCGUAAAUGUAGGAAGUGAUCAUUUUAAUAUC
This is a messenger RNA of Helianthus annuus (common sunflower), 1310 nucleotides long. RefSeq names its product omega-3 fatty acid desaturase, endoplasmic reticulum. Lineage: Eukaryota; Viridiplantae; Streptophyta; Magnoliopsida; Asterales; Asteraceae. The record is from RefSeq and is a predicted model, not a curated record. Gene Ontology annotation, molecular function: oxidoreductase activity, acting on paired donors, with oxidation of a pair of donors resulting in the reduction of molecular oxygen to two molecules of water. The coding region runs from base 73 to 1155 and encodes 360 amino acids. The transcript has 8 exons. Gene Ontology annotation, biological process: lipid metabolic process.